ACCCAUUUUGCUAUUAACGUUUGGAAAAGUCACCGGCUUGCCUGCACUCAAGAUUGUUCGUCCGUUGUCAGUAGAAACCAGGUAAUUUGUGAGGAUUUGAGUGUCUUUUUUCUACCUUUCUUUGUUGUGAGAAUGUCUUCUGAAGAGACACUUAGCGACGGCAGAGUGAGGGGAAGGGUUGAGGAGGCAGAGAGUAGGGAUUUGGGGGUGCCGUCGAACAUUCUAGAGAGAGAGGAUGGGAGAGAGCCGUGUUUCAACCUUGAGGAGGAAGUUGUUAGUGAGGUGGCUGGGUAUGAAACAACUUUGGAGAAUAGGGGUAGUUUGGCCCACUUGGUUGAGAACUAUGGGGUGCCCGGUCGUGUGUUGGUGAGGCCGGCGGGGAGUAGAGAGAGGGCGUGUUCGGCCCCGGGGGACCACUGGAUGCCUCUCUACUCCCAUUACCUAGCGGCUGGGUUGCGGUUCCCUCUCCCAGACCUGUUGGUGUGGUUGUUGUUGGAGUAUGGUCUGGGGUUAACGCAACUCACCCCCAAUGCCGUGAGGCAGAAGGGGUGGUACUAUUUUACGGGCCGGGUAGCAAAUAAGCAGAGGAGGGUUUUGUUUAGCGCCGGGCCGUCUUCCAUUAAGGGGUGGAAAGAUAAGUUCUUUUUUGCGGAUAACACGGAGUGGGAUAAGACUGAUGCUGAGAGGAUGUUAGACGCGACUGAGAUAUAUGGGCCGAGCUCACAGAAGGGAGAAAUGAACAAGUUUUUGGACGCAGCUGGUGGAGCUGGAAUUCCAAAGAAGGGAAGAGGAAAGAGAGGCGAAGUCAGGAGGCGGGGGGAGGAGAUUUCGAUGCCUCAAGCCGAAGUGGGAAACUUGGCCAUUUCUCAGCCUGGCCACGUUGGGGGUGAAGUGACGGUUGCUGAGGAGGGGCCCAUUGUGGCGAAGAGGAGGAGGCUGGAGAGACUAGAGGCCGUGGAGGAGGUAGAAGAGGAGCAAGGGUACAUCCGAGCGCAGAUAACUAGCUUUUAUGACUCCGAGAUGAGGAGCACAGCAAAGAGGUUCAUCAAUACUUACUUCCCGGAGGUGGACCGCCAGCGUGCGAAGGACGAGGUGGCUGCCAGGGGUUCAGUUGGCGUUGUCUGUCAAACGCUGGAGGCUGUUAAUCUCGUGAAUGUUUUGGCCAACGAGCAUCACAAGAGUUUGAAAGAGAGGAACCAGAUGAGGAAGGACAACGCUGAGCUCGUCAGGAAGAACAAGGAGGCCGAGGCCGAGGUGGCGAGGUUGAAAGCGAAGAUGGAGGAACUCCGGAAAGAAAAUGCCACCUUCAAAAAAGACUCAGAGAUCUCGUACCAGAAAAGGAAGAUAUGCGAGGCUGAGCUUGAGAAGAGGGAGAAGGAGCUGGACGAUGCGGGGAGGGCAAUGGCUGAGUUGGAGCUCAAGGGUUGUGUCACGGAACGCGAGCUAGGACGCCCAAGACAAGGGUCACAACGCCAGGAUUGCGGUGCAACGCAAAGAAGUCAAUUUUGUACCGUAUCGGCCGGUAUGGUCGAUCUAUUUAUGUUCUCCUUCUUCAUCACGAACGAUGAACGCCACACGCCGCACGUCGCGAACGUCUUCCUCAACCUGUCGCUGGUGGGUUGGAGAUUCAAUGAAUGCUUCGCUUCCGUGAUUACAGGCUAGAUCUGCUUCAUCUUCUCCCCAUUUCUGGUAGCUGCCGAACCCUUCUGCUUUGGUGAUUACCGGUGAUGAAGGUGGAGGCUGUGAUGAUGAUGAGAUGCUCAGCAAGGGGAUGGUGAAGAUUCGAGGUGAAAGAACGGAGGUGAUGGUGGCGAUGGUGGAUCUGCAGAAAGGAGAAAAAUCAAGUUUUUUUUUUUUC
Molecule: messenger RNA, 1858 nt
Organism: Rubroshorea leprosula
Lineage: Eukaryota; Viridiplantae; Streptophyta; Magnoliopsida; Malvales; Dipterocarpaceae
Source: the annotation of a GenBank genome assembly